UUCCCUCGUUUCUCUGAUGUUUGAGACAUGUCUCGAAUCUUCCAAUACAAUGUAUUAGAGACUUCAACUAGAGAUUGGAGGCCGUCUUCAUCUUCGACUAAUAAAUUACAAUCCAGCUCGAAAAGUCGAUCUUCUUCGUUCAUCGCAGGAUCUGUCGCGCAAGACUUAGAAAAGCCAAAAACUGCUUGGCUUUCGUUUGAGUUUUUUUUUUACUAUUCUGUUCUUGGAUCGAUUAUUAUCUUGGCCUGUUUUCGACUGUUUGGGGUUAGCAAUGCUAAGCACCCAAAUUUCAUUAAUCUUGAAAAACACUUGAAACCAGGAUGGAUGUUUGGAAGAAAGGUUGACGUCUCCGAUCAUCAAUAUGCUAGCUUUCGAGAAAAUAUGCCUAUUUUACUUGGAGUAAUUGCUGGCUAUUUCCUUCUGUGGAAUGCCAUUCGAUUGAUUUUUUCUCAUAAAGUCCAGGAUAAGUUGGCAUUGAAAAAUAUGUAUCGUUUCUGGUUUUCAAUGGUAUUUUCAUUGAUCGUCUAUGGCUCUGGAAUGAUAUAUGUUUUUUCCAUCGUCUUCAUUUACUACCUAAUUUCUAAAGUAUUUCGAGACCACAUCUUGAAUCCUCUUCUGUCGUGGGGGUUCAGUAUUUUCUUACUUCUUUAUAAAGAGCACUUCGGCCUGUACAAGUUUGCUAACCUCCACCCUUUUUUAUCUUUCUUGGAUGAUCACACUGGCAUUUUAGAAAGGUGGUAUGUACUGUUCAACAUUAGCAUCCUUCGUUUAAUCUCAUAUAAUCUUGAUUAUUACUGGUCUAUUAAAUAUCCUUCUCAAAACCUUUCCGCAGUUCUAGUCGAGAAAGAGCGAAAUCCUAAUGAUUUGUCCUAUUCUGAUCGCAUCCGUCUCAAUUGCAAUCCGGAAGAUUACAAUAUUAAAAACUUCCUAGGCUAUGUGUUUUAUGCUCCGCUAUAUCUGGCAGGCCCAAUUAUAACAUAUAAUAACUUUGUUUCACAGACCAAAUACCAAAUAGAGUCACCAUUAAAAUAUAGAAACUUUUACUACGGACUUCGCUUUCUUGUCUGCGUUAUGCUAAUGGAAUUUCUACUUCAUUUUUGUUAUGUUACCGCGAUUACUAAAGAAAAAAGUUUACAUGCUUAUACCACUUUAGAGUCCUCAAUGGCAAGCUUUGUUGUACUAUUUUUGACUUGGUUAAAGCUCCUCAUUCCCUGGAGAUUGUUUCGUUGGUGGUCUUUGAUGGAUGAUAUUGAACCCCCGGAAAACAUUAUUCGGUGUAUGUGCAAUAACUACUCUGCUAUUGGAUUUUGGAGAGCCUGGCAUCGUAGUUAUAACAGAUGGCUGAUUCGUUAUCUCUAUAUCCCUAUCGGAGGAAAAAAAUAUCCAAUUCUGAAUUCUUUUCUUAUUUUUACCUUUGUUGCUUUAUGGCACGAUGUUAGUUGGGAGCUGUUUUUUUGGGGAUGGCUUAUCGUACUGUUUAUUUUACCCGAACGGCUAUGUUCGUAUGCCUCUUUCAAAUUUGGCUGGACAAGGCAUCCUCAAUACAGGUUGCUUGCUGGCAUUGGUGGUGCCCUGAAUCUUUACUUCAUGGUUAUCUGUAAUUUGAUAGGAUUCGUUAUGGACAUACAUGGAAUUAAGGACAUGUUGUUUAGAUUGUUUGGUACAUUCCAAGGGAUUUAUUUUAGCAUCGUAGCAAUCCUUAUGUUCUUUUCAGCCUCACAAAUGAUGAUUGAAAUUCGUAAAAACGAAGAAGAGAACGGACUCGAUCUACCUUGCUAAACUCAUUUAAUUAUUACAGGUAAUUUUUUAUACAAACAUAUGUACCCCGAUUUAGCCGUUGAUUUCUGUAUUCUAUGGGGGAGCAUUUCGACUUUUUUCUUUCUUUUAUCAACUGCAGUUUUACAGUCGAGUUACUCUGAUGCAUUGCAGAUCGUGUAUUAUCAUAAUUAUAACUUAGCUAAAUCUACGUUUAAAGGUCCUUUGAUCUACAUUAUGACGAUGAUUAACCUUUUUUAAUGUCAUGUUCACAUUCAAAAAACUGAGCCUAUUUGUUUUCUUUAUUACUAUGUAUAAUAUAAUAUAUGCGUUAGAUCUCAC
Molecule: messenger RNA, 2097 nt
Organism: Schizosaccharomyces cryophilus OY26
Lineage: Eukaryota; Fungi; Ascomycota; Schizosaccharomycetes; Schizosaccharomycetales; Schizosaccharomycetaceae
Product: membrane bound O-acyltransferase
Exons: 6
Coding region: 28-1779 (583 amino acids)
Biological process (GO): GPI anchor biosynthetic process
Cellular component (GO): endoplasmic reticulum
Source: RefSeq, a predicted model, not a curated record